AUGAACCUGGUGGGGGGCUACCAGCACCACCACCACCACCACCAUCACCACCACAUGCUGCACGACCCCUUCCUCUUCGGCCCGGCUGCGCGGUGCCACCAGGACCGUGCCUAUUUCCCUGGCUGGGUGCUCAAUCCUGCUGAGGUGACUCCCGAGCUCGCCGGGCAAAGCCCUAGCUACGGCCCCGCCGAGUACGGCCCGGCCGGACAGGGACGGCUGGAGGCUCUCAGUGGCCGCCUGGGCCGGCGGAAAGGGGUCGGGGGACCCAAAAAAGAGCGACGGAGGACGGAGAGCAUCAACAGCGCUUUCGCCGAGCUCCGCGAAUGCAUUCCCAACGUGCCCGCCGACACCAAGCUCUCAAAAAUCAAGACCCUGCGCCUGGCCACCAGCUACAUCGCCUACCUAAUGGAGGUACUGGCCAAGGACAGCCAGCCCGGGGACACCGAGGGCUUCAAAGCCGAGAUCAAGAAGGCUGACGGCAGGGAGAACAAGAGGAAAAGGGAGACGCAGCCCGAGGUCUACUCGCAGCCUUUGGGCCACGGCGAGAAGAAGCUGAAGGGCCGGACAGGCUGGCCUCAGCAGGUCUGGGCUCUGGAACUGAACCCCUGA
Pogoniulus pusillus (Red-fronted tinkerbird) is the source of this 609-nucleotide messenger RNA. It is a transcript of the gene HAND1, whose product is annotated as heart and neural crest derivatives expressed 1. Lineage: Eukaryota; Metazoa; Chordata; Aves; Piciformes; Lybiidae. Gene Ontology annotation, molecular function: DNA-binding transcription factor activity, RNA polymerase II-specific; RNA polymerase II transcription regulatory region sequence-specific DNA binding; protein dimerization activity. Bases 1 to 609 code for a protein of 202 amino acids. The record is from RefSeq and is a predicted model, not a curated record. Gene Ontology annotation, biological process: heart development; regulation of transcription by RNA polymerase II. The transcript is spliced from 2 exons.